GCGGUUUAGUAUAAAUUGGACUCGAACGAACGUAAAUGUAUCAGUCUCACUGUUAAGUCGAGAGGAUAAUACAACAUGUACGCUAAACUGUUCAUCGUCUACGCCGUCGCCGUGGUAGCGCUAGCCCGCGAGUACCCGGCCGGACUCCACCCCGCAGUCUGCCCCAACUACCCCUACUGCGACACAAAUGCCUUUGCCAGAUUCACCCCGGAGGGCAUGCCGAUACCCGAAUGGAUUUACAACCCUUCUAUCCUACCCGUAGCUCCUGCUGACCCCCACGCAAACGCUGCCCCAAAAUACCCAGCCAACCUCAACCCAGCCAGUUGCCCCAACUACCCCUACUGCUGGUGAACAGUUUAGACACAUCGGCCAGCCUUCCUGACCCACAUGUUAAUGCCAGACAUUUCUACGAAACGUUACUUCAAAUGUCUUUGACGUCUUGUCACUUUGACAUUUAGUUUUUUUUCCCUCGAUCAAGCUUUAGCUUAACGCGUUUCGUAAAAUCUCUGCUUGUGUUAGCAAUGUACUGCCAUAUUUUUAUACUGUACCUUUAAAUUUGUAAAUAAAUCUCGACUGAUUAUUUGCUCGGCAUUUGGUUUAAUAUUUUUAUAUUAAAUGGAAUUGUAAAAAUUUGUAAAUAAAUAUGGUAAACAUA
This is a messenger RNA of Melitaea cinxia (Glanville fritillary), 655 nucleotides long. It is a transcript of the gene CPH1, whose product is annotated as cuticle protein 1. Gene Ontology annotation, molecular function: structural constituent of cuticle. The coding region runs from base 76 to 351 and encodes 91 amino acids. The transcript is spliced from 3 exons. The record is from RefSeq and is a predicted model, not a curated record. Lineage: Eukaryota; Metazoa; Arthropoda; Insecta; Lepidoptera; Nymphalidae.